UGGCCCCUGGGCGGGGCCUUGGCUGUGUGCCCCAAGCAUCGCCCUGAGGGGUGCAGCCCCAGGCAGGCGGGCGUGGGGGAGGCCUCCGCCGCCGCCAUCCCCACGGGCCCCUCUUUGUCCCCUAGGUUCCCGCUGCAGCAGGAGAGCGGGCAGACGGUGGAGUGCACGGUGGCCCAGUACUUCAAGGACCGGCACAAGCUGGUCCUGCGCUACCCCCACCUCCCAUGUUUACAAGUCGGGCAGGAGCAGAAACACACCUACCUUCCUCUCGAGGUCUGUAACAUCGUGGCAGGACAGAGAUGUAUAAAGAAGUUGACCGACAAUCAGACCUCAACCAUGAUCAGAGCGACGGCCAGGUCGGCGCCCGAUCGGCAAGAGGAGAUUAGCAAGCUGAUGAGAAGUGCGAGUUUCAACACCGACCCCUACGUCCGGGAAUUUGGAAUCAUGGUCAAAGACGAGAUGACGGACGUGACUGGCCGGGUCCUGCAGCCGCCCUCCAUCCUCUACGGGGGCCGGGUACGUGCGCGGGGUGGGCCCGGGGUGUCCACACACCGACCACGGGUGUCCCCCAUCGGGUGCCGCCCCAAGUCCAGGCAGAGAACCCUCUCCUCCAGGUCCUUCACGGAGCAGCUCAGAAAGAUCUCCAGGGACGCGGGGAUGCCGAUCCAGGGCCAGCCGUGCUUCUGCAAGUACGCCCAGGGCGCCGACAGCGUGGAGCCCAUGUUCCGGCACCUGAAGAACACGUACACGGGCCUGCAGCUGGUGGUGGUCAUCCUGCCGGGCAAGACCCCCGUCUACGCCGAGGUGAAGCGCGUGGGGGACACGGUGCUGGGGAUGGCCACCCAGUGCGUGCAGAUGAAGAACGUGCAGCGGACCACGCCGCAGACGCUGUCCAACCUCUGCCUGAAGAUCAACGUCAAGCUGGGGGGCGUGAACAACAUCCUGCUGCCGCAGGGCAGCGCCGCCUCCUGCCCGCAGGUCGUGGGCAGCAUGGACGCCCACCCCAACCGCUACUGCGCCACCGUGCGGGUGCAGCAGCACCGCCAGGAGAUCAUCCAGGACCUGGCGGCCAUGGUGCGCGAGCUGCUCAUCCAGUUCUACAAGUCCACGCGCUUCAAGCCCACGCGCAUCAUCUUCUACCGCGACGGCGUGUCCGAGGGGCAGUUCCAGCAGGUCCUGCACCACGAGCUGCUGGCCAUCCGCGAGGCCUGCAUCAAGCUGGAGAAGGACUACCAGCCGGGCAUCACCUUCAUCGUGGUGCAGAAGCGGCACCACACGCGGCUCUUCUGCACGGACAAGAACGAGCGGGUCGGGAAGAGCGGAAACAUUCCAGCAGGCACCACCGUGGACACGAAGAUCACCCACCCGACCGAGUUCGACUUCUACCUGUGCAGUCACGCUGGCAUCCAGGGAACAAGCAGGCCCUCCCACUACCACGUGCUUUGGGAUGACAAUCGUUUCUCUUCCGACGAGCUGCAGAUCCUCACCUACCAGCUGUGUCACACCUAUGUGCGCUGCACGCGCUCGGUGUCCAUCCCAGCGCCAGCAUACUACGCUCACCUGGUGGCCUUCCGGGCCAGGUACCACCUGGUGGAUAAAGAACAUGACAGUGCUGAAGGAAGCCAUACCUCCGGGCAGAGUAACGGGCGGGACCACCAGGCGCUGGCCAAGGCGGUCCAGGUCCACCAGGACACGCUGCGCACCAUGUACUUUGCUUGACAUGUUGUGUUUACGAUUGUGUGCGGAGUCGGAUUCACACGAGACCAGCGACACUCAGACCAACCGACGCCAGCCCCGUGGCAGCCAGCACUGGACACCACGCGUCGUGGACUCAGCCGAGGCUCCUUUCCCAGAAUGCCUUCCGUCCGGACUUCACACUCGUUCUGAGCUGCAGACCUGUAUGAGACCCCACUGUCGCAGGAGAGAUGGUUUGCCAAAAUCUAUCCGCUGCUUAUUACAUAGUCCCGUAUUUCCUAAAAACAUCUCCUAAAAGCAGUCUAUGAACUCAGGGCUUUAAAACAUUUUUAAUUUAUUUGGUCAUUCGAUUAACUUGUUUUUAACACGUGAUUCUGUAUGGAAUUGAUGGGCUCAAACUAGCUGUGAGCGUUCUCUGAGGGUGAAAGCAACGCAAACACUAUUGUGGUUUUAAAGCCUUGACCAUUCUGACGUUGUCACUCACGCGUGUCCCACGCGACACUCGUGUGCCCUGACGUGGCUCCGCAAGCUCUUAGGGACCCACGGUGGGUGCCCCACCCGCGGGGAAAGGGGCUGGGACACCAGAGACCACGCCCACUCAACAUUUCUAGGUCCAGAGAGAUUGGCAGCCAAGUGCCAUUUUAAUAAAAAUUUAUUUAAAAAAACAAAAAAAAAGAAGAAAAAAGAUGGUAUGCCGACAGUCUAAUGGUGAGAUUGGUCCUCUAGGACUGUGACAUUUAUUUUCCAAAGUUUCUAAAGAAUACGGGUCUGUGGUGAUGAUACAGUACAAUCCUUUCACUGUAUGUCUUUAAUGUAGAGAAUAUAUAUAUCUGGUUGCAGUAUUAA
Messenger RNA from Myotis lucifugus (little brown bat), 2541 nucleotides. RefSeq names its product argonaute 2, RISC catalytic component (gene AGO2). The annotation marks the transcript as partial. The record is from RefSeq and is a predicted model, not a curated record. Gene Ontology annotation, molecular function: protein binding; RNA binding. Lineage: Eukaryota; Metazoa; Chordata; Mammalia; Chiroptera; Vespertilionidae. The transcript has 10 exons.